Molecule: messenger RNA, 3420 nt
Organism: Coprinopsis cinerea okayama7#130
Lineage: Eukaryota; Fungi; Basidiomycota; Agaricomycetes; Agaricales; Psathyrellaceae
Exons: 5
Coding region: 94-3420 (1108 amino acids)
Source: RefSeq, a predicted model, not a curated record
CGACGUGUUAGGCCACCUUUGGGCGCUGGACCGCUGAGCUCUGGGCCGUUACCGCGCGAAACCCUUUUCCUUUUACCACCACCACGACCAGCGAUGCCCAUCCCAUCGACGACUCCGCUACGACACAAGCGAGCGGUGAGCCCCUCGACGGUGACACCAAUACGCACACCGUCAUCGCGCAGCACCUCGCAUUAUAGCACUUAUACCCCGACAAUCACGUCCGCAGGGACUGCCACCAGGCUGAACAUCGUCACCAGAGUUGCUCUGGAGGGCAAAGCGAAACACGGAGACGAUGGGGCGUCUAUUAAAAUGUACUUGAAACUAGCAGUUCCGCUGGACUCUGUAACGCCAGGCACUACAGUUCCACUUUUCCCGGAGGAAAAUGUGAAGAUUUUGUCUUCACAAGUACACCCGUUGGACAACAACUCUCGUCCUUACAACUUCUUAAGUACUGUUUCUCCAUUGCUCCAUCGGGCUGCGAAAGCUUUGAACUUGCCGGCGCGUACCUCGGAAACAUUCACCUCGGCCUUCGGUAUCCCCCAGUCCCAGGCCACAGCAUCCUCUAGCCGCAUAUCGAAGCCUGAAAGCAAUUCAGAGAUGAUAUCCCCGGUGGACGAACAGCAUAGCGGUCAUAUCCUAGUGUCGGGGUACAGCAUUUCUUACGUGCUACCAAAAGUGUUCCCUACCCAAUCGCACGAGUAUCAGGAUGAAGUCUAUUCCCGUCCCAGGUCACGUCGUUUGUCUAUUAGCGAACGUAACACCGCCCAAUUCAUGGCCGCAAUUGAUAUGUGGGUUCCCUACGUAUCGAGGCCACCCCGGUCACCUUACUUGUUGUCGAUCCCCACUCCUCGCUGUCUACACAAUCAUAUCAAGUUGCGCAUCUUCCCCCCGAAUCCAGCAUCAAAUUUUUUUGUAUCCUUAUCCUCCAUUGACGACGAAGUCGGAUCUUGGGACUUGACUGCUGAUCCACACGUAACGCGGAGCUCGUCAGGUCGAAUUGCAAGAUCCCAUUCUUACAACAACUUUGCGGAUGAUGAAUCAAGUGACUCCUCCACCGCCGGGUUUUCAGAAGGCUGUGGCAUCCAAGGUACCUUCCCCAGCGCCGAGAGGAUUAGAAUCCGAUGGGCUAAGCCUCAGAAAUCGCUAAACGUCGGCGAGGGAGGGAGGGACGGGCGCCGUCGUGUUGGGGUCAAGAGCGUCAAAGGAGAGAUGACUUGUGUCGUCCGAGGGCGAGCAAGGCCUACGGAGCUUCGCCAGCCUGAAGGAAUCCUGAUGGACGUUGAGUACAAGGGCACAUGCACCGGGGUUUGGUUUCCUGGAGUCGCUACCCUGCUUGGUAUGGAUGUUGGCUUAGAGGCCAAAGGCUCCGAAAUUUCGUGGGCUGAGGGUCAUCCAACCCAAUGGACUGUUAGCGGAGGAAAUGGCUACACGGGCUUCGAUGCAGGGUAUUCGACCACAGACCCUGUGCAACCAGCUUCCCGAACUUCGUCUUUCGAGUCGAACUCCUCCAGGGGGCAACUUGGAGGAGAAGAUUUGACAGGUUCCAACGGCUUCCUUAAUCCACCUUCGCGUUCCAGCUCAACAUCCUCAAGUUCGUCGCUACUCCGGGCCCCUUUACCCACUACUAAUGUGGCCGAAUACUCCUUCGAGGGCUCGUCCUCGUCCCUGGGGUCGAAUCCGGCAUCCCCUGGAGCAUUGUCAUCUAUCCCUUCUCUAUCUGUAUCUGUUCCUGAUAUGCUUCCAUCGUCACCUCCGCCCCCUGGUCUUCCCAUAACACUUCAUCUCAAUAUCAACGACCUACUCCCUCCUGCGAAAAACGUGUUUACGUUCACGAUUUCCGGAACUAUUGUGGUGACUCCUAAGACACCACUAUCGCGACUCAAUGGCACGGUUAAUGGCAGCGACUCGGAAAAACCGGACCCAACCAUGUUACCAAAGUUCACCAUCCUGGCUGCUGACUCGGAAGCCACUACGACUGUACUUCACCACCAAGUAGAAGCCCCAAAUGCAGUCAUCGAAGUGUAUCGACCUACAGGCGACAUUUAUCGAGACGCACAAGCGAAGAAGACUGUUUUGCGCCAUGGAGGUUCCACAAAGUGCGGAGAGGACGGUGGACGUAUCGUGCUCAGGAUCCAUGACCCUUUCAAGCAAGACAACGGGUCUGUUGUCGUCCCGUCGGAAAGCGUGCCCAGUCAACCCCUUGGGCAUAUCCACCGACACUCCCGAACCUCCAGUGUGGCUUCGACUCAAGAUACCUCGGAACCAUUGGAAAUCCCGUUGGUCCUGGCUAACGUUUGUCCAUUGGCCAAGACAGGAUCUUCCCAACCUUCCUGCUAUGGAGUUACCCUACGGUUGCCCAUCCCCAUCUCAACCUCGGAGUGGUUGGAGUUUGGGUUCCUUUCCGACCGCGAGAAAAAAUCCACAGUCACAAAUGACCAGAAAAUUAAAAUCUCCGUGGUGUCUGCAACGGUUGAAGGUAUCCCGGUUAAAUUCGAGACAAAUAAUUCGACAAAGGCGGAAACCGAGUGUGCAGAUUUCGAGUUUAUGGUGGGUAGGGAGUGGCUUAGUUGGGUAAAGGUCGAUGCAGAGUUGAACCAAGGCGGCGAGCUCGUCCUUGAAUAUCUGGUUGAGCCGACGGACAAGGGGAAAUCAGUCGUGUCGAACGGCACCUUGGACGUUUUGUUGCCGACCUUCCCCGUCCCGAUUCGCAAAUUUGAGGUCGACGUCGUUUCAGGAUGUAAAUUUACGAUAUCGAGUACCAAUCUGGAACGCGAAGUCGUAUGUGCCGGCGAGACGCGACUCGUACACUACUACCUCAAGGAGUUCUUCUGCCCCCGCCUUGGCCUCAAGCGUAAAGCAGAACCUUGGAAGAGCGACUUGAAAUGGUUCAUCAUAACUUGGCUCUUGCUCGGGGUCGUGAUUCUGAGAACAUCCAAGUUGGACCAUCUCAAUUCGCACAUUUGGGAAUCGAAGAAAGAUCCUUCACUCGAUCUCAGUGUACACACAUCAACUGUAACAAUCACUACGACCCUGUAUCCUUCUCCCUCCCCCGUCGAGGUUCCACCCGCAGAAGACACACAGACGCCGACCACUGCUGCAGAAACUCUUACACCCUCACCUUCGUUGUCACGGGUGGCAGAGGAGGCUCCGAUAGAUUCACCGGACGAAGGCCCGUCCUCUGUGAUUCCUCCUCACACCCAACCUACUUUGACCCUAAAAUCGGAGAAUCCUCAUUCGUCACCCACACCUGUUAUACCGACAUCGAAUUCCUUGCAGGGCUUCCAACUCUACUUCCAAUUUCCAUGGUUGAACCGCGACUCUGCCGAGCUGGACAAGGUGGUCGAUGUUAUGAAACGUGGGUUUGGGACACUGUGGAGGUACCUUAGGGUGGCGUACCAUUACCCGCUUCCACCUCCUUGA